Messenger RNA from Lodderomyces jiufengensis, 753 nucleotides. Its product is annotated as U4/U6-U5 snRNP complex subunit. Lineage: Eukaryota; Fungi; Ascomycota; Pichiomycetes; Serinales; Debaryomycetaceae. Gene Ontology annotation, biological process: mRNA splicing, via spliceosome. The record is from RefSeq and is a predicted model, not a curated record. The transcript has a single exon. Gene Ontology annotation, cellular component: U4/U6 x U5 tri-snRNP complex; spliceosomal complex. Bases 1 to 753 code for a protein of 250 amino acids.
AUGUCUGAAGAACAAAAGAUAACGGUUGAUCAAUAUGGUAGAAAGAAAUGGAACUUAGAAAUAUAUGCAAAAGAAGCAAAAGAUAAGAAAAACAAAAAGAAUAAUCAAAAAGAUCAAGAACAAUCACAUUUACUAGAUCUAAAGAACAAUGACACAUCACAAGCUUACUUAAAACAUAGGGACAACUUAUUAAACACCUCAUUAAGUGCUGUUAAAUCGUUCAACUUAAUAAACCCAGAUCAAAACAAUUCAUCAUCAUUUGGUUCUAACAAAAGAUUUGGAUUCUUUUGCCCCAUAUGUGAUUUAUCAUUUCGUGAUAAUUUGGCGCUUAUAGACCAUUUGAAUUCUCCUCAACAUGUAAAUAAAGUCAUACAAUUAAACCACAAGGAAGGUAAAGAGGGUGAAGAAUUAGGUGAAAUAUUAGAUGGUGGUAUACGAAGGGCAAGUGUUGCUGAUGUUAUUUCAACUAUGGAAAAACUAAUAAAACAACGUAUAAAUGAAAAAAAUCAACAAGAUAAUGAUAAUGAAGUUAGUAAUGGUUUGACGUUUAGUGAAAGAAUUGAAAGACGAAAACAAUUUGAAGAUCAAAAAAGGGCAAAAAGGCUGAACAAGAGACAAUUGCAAAAGCAGCGAAAGAAGCAAAGACUACAAGAGGAAGAAGACGAAGGAAUCAAGAAUGGAUUGGCUGUACAUGAUAAUGAUAUGAAUGAAAUGAUGGGGUUUGCAACAUUCGGUUCUACAAAAGCCAAAUAA